AUGGGAGAAGUCGUUGAAGACAUGGCGAAAGUCACGAUUGAUAAGAUUGGAAUCAAUGAUGAUCGAGUGAAAUCCUGCUUCACCAAAGUGAACGGGAAACAGUGGCACUACCUCGACGCUCARGUUCCAGCAGGCCAACAGCAAAAGGGAACAGCGGUCCUCAUCCACGGAUUCCCAGACAUAUCCCUCGCAUGGCGUUACCAGAUCCCAACACUCCUAUCUCUCGGCUUUCGCUGUAUCGCCUUGGACUGUAUGGGCUAUGGAAAGACCGGGACUUCUAGCUCAAUCAAAGAUUUCUCCUUCAAAACUCACGCCGAUGCCGUAGCGGGGAUUUGUUCCCAGCUCUCCAUCUCCCGCACCAUUAUCGGUGGACAUGAUUGGGGUGGUUUGGCAGUGUACAGAAUCGCACAGUGGUAUCCGAAACUCAUCACGCAUGUCUUUAGCGUCUGUACGGCUUUUGCGCCUUGCACGGAUUCGUUCACGUCGACGGAGGAUCUGGUCAAAGGACCUGUGCCACAGUUUGGCUACCAGUUGCAGUUUGGCAGCUCGGAUGAUCAAAUUGAAAGUGUGGUGAAAGAUGAGAAGGACAUGAGAAAGUUUCUGUUGGGGAUGUAUGGUGGCCGGCCUGCUAAGGGGAAGAGGUUUAUGAAUGCGAAGGAAGGUGUUGAUCUCAGCAUCUUCAAGGAUGGCGAUGUUGCUAUGACACCGCUGCUCAGUGAAGAGGAAUUGGACUUUUACGUCAAAGAGUUCAUGAGGAAUGGCAUCAACGGCCCCUGCAAUUGGUACCGAACUCGUAAGGUCAAUUGGGAGGACGAAAAGGAUCUCCCGGACGAUAGAAGAAAGACUAUCAAGCAGCCAACUCUGUAUAUUUUGGCGACCAGGGAUGGUAUCUUGACAAGGGAGAUGAGCAGAGGCAUGGAGCGCUCCAUUCCGAAUCUAACUCGCGGCGAGGUACCGGCGACUCACUGGGCUCUAUGGCAUACACCAGCGGAAACGAAUGCCAUUAUCAAGGACUGGGUCGAAGGCGUUGUGCUGGGAGGGAAGAGUAAGCUCUGA
This is a messenger RNA of Ramularia collo-cygni, 1056 nucleotides long. Its product is annotated as related to epoxide hydrolase. The transcript has 3 exons. The record is from RefSeq and is a predicted model, not a curated record. Gene Ontology annotation, molecular function: hydrolase activity. Bases 1 to 1056 code for a protein of 351 amino acids. Lineage: Eukaryota; Fungi; Ascomycota; Dothideomycetes; Mycosphaerellales; Mycosphaerellaceae.